GUCCUUCCUGCCUUGAGCCGCUGCGCCAACCUCCUCACAUAAACCGACCGCUGGAGGAAAAAAACGAUAAAUUAACACGAAAUCCUCCCCAAACCGACCGGGUCCCGGGAGUUAUGAUGGGCGGUAAGACUAGCGCGCUAGCCGCGGGGGUGUGCGGGGCUCUCUUUGUCGGUUACUGCAUCUAUUUCGACAGGAAAAGACGGAGUGACCCCAACUUCAAGAACAGGCUGCGAGAACGGAGGAGAAAGCAGAAGGCAGCCAAAGAGAGGGCGGGCCUGGCAAAGCUCCCAGACCUGAAGGAUGCUGAAGCGGUGCAGAAGUUCUUCCUGGAGGAGAUCCAGCUGGGGGAGGAGUUGCUGGCUCAGGGAGACUAUGAGAAAGGUGUGGACCACCUGACCAACGCCAUUGCGGUGUGUGGUCAGCCUCAGCAGCUCCUGCAGGUGCUGCAGCAGACUCUGCCACCGCCUGUCUUCCAGAUGCUGCUCACCAAACUGCCCAGCAUCAGCCAGCGCAUUGUGAGUGCACAGAGUUUGAGCGAGGAUGAUAUAGAAUGAGAGAUCGAGAGAUCGCCUCCCCCUCUUCCUCCUCAUGUGGACUUCUCCCUCUAUUACAACCUGCCAACGCCUCGGCCUCCAUCACUCCGGCCGACGUCCUCCACUUCCCAUCAAGGCAUCCUAAAGGGAAUUAGUUUUUUAUUCCUGGUUCAUCCAAGACAGUAGUUUUUUUUGUUUUGUUUUUUUACUUAAAUUACCCAUUUUGGGGUAUUAAGAGUAACUCAAUCACAAAGCCCAGAGAAAUACAAGAGCCCGUCCCUGUUCCACCAUCAUUAGGUAUGUACUAAUUAACUGGACUGGGUGAAAACAUCAAUCAGCUCCUUCCUUCAGGGUGGUGAAGCACACAUCCUGACAGCAUUAUGAACCAGGUUUACACUGUCUGACAUGUUGUCAACCAUCUUCAUGGAUAUCAAUAGUAGAAAGUUACAGGAAUCUUCUCUCUGCUCGGAGGCUUCAGUAUUUAUUGUUUUGUUAUCAGUCGUCUUUCUGUUUGGUCUAGACUUGCAAACACUUUUUAAAAAGUGAUGAAAUAUUUUGUUCAUUUUAAAGAGGACGGCCCUCUUUAGGAAAAAAAUAAAGAAAAUGUGAAUGA
Chelmon rostratus (copperband butterflyfish) is the source of this 1146-nucleotide messenger RNA. RefSeq names its product translocase of outer mitochondrial membrane 20b (gene tomm20b). The record is from RefSeq and is a predicted model, not a curated record. The transcript is spliced from 5 exons. Lineage: Eukaryota; Metazoa; Chordata; Actinopteri; Chaetodontiformes; Chaetodontidae. The coding region runs from base 114 to 554 and encodes 146 amino acids. Gene Ontology annotation, cellular component: mitochondrial outer membrane; mitochondrial outer membrane translocase complex. Gene Ontology annotation, biological process: protein targeting; protein import into mitochondrial matrix; tRNA import into mitochondrion. Gene Ontology annotation, molecular function: transmembrane protein transporter activity.